GCGCCGAUUAUCUCCGACUUAAUGCUCCGCCGUUUCUUCGAAGUUUCACUUACUUAAAGCUUUUUUCUCUUCCUCCGUCGUCUUCGGAACGAUCCUUUUCCUUGAAAGGAGGAUUUUUUUGGCCGGAGAAAGCCAAUUCUGAGCUCGCCAAUGGCUAACAGAGCAUUGAACCGGCUUCUACGGAAUUUUUUUGUAGAAGGUUCACCGUUCAAGAAGAGACGUGGAUUGUAUGAAGGAGUUGUUUACAAUGUAAUCAGAAGAUUUCAAUCGCAUUUAUCAGAGACCGGUAAGGUAGGAAAGGAGUUAGAAGAGCAGGAGGCAGAGAAGAGAAAGUCUAGUAGUGUCACUUCUUCGAGGUCCGGAUUAGAGAAUAGAAGACAAUUUGAAUCAGGAAUCGACUGUGAUAGCUCUAGCGAUGAAGAUACAGGUGAUGGAAAGUGGAAACUGGACUUAGCGUGGCUCACUAAAGCACUUGAGCCAGCUAUGCAAUUGCGUAGAUGGGCUCUUCCAACAGGAGAGAAGUCAAUGCCUGGUAGUCGAUCUCUGUCUGAGAUCAUUGCUAGUAUUCAAAGGAGUAAGCUCGGUAUUGAAGGUUGGACUUUUGGUGAUCUUACAAUUGGUCUCUAUCUUAUAUACCUUAGACAAGCAUCCUUGUGUCCGUUUGAGGACGUCAAGGGCGUAGAAGUUGUUUCAGAAUCUACAGUUUAUGAUCUGAUAUACAAUGCCGAGUUAGCGAAAGGUUGUUACAGGGAUAGUGUGAGUGGUCUUGCAAAGAACACGAUGCUUCGAGAGAAUAACAUUCUUAAAUUUGUGAAAGAUUCAAGUGUUAUGAGGCCUGGAUACUACAUAGGCGUUGAUCAUCGAAGGAAACUUGUUGUCUUUGGAAUACGCGGGACACAUACAAUUUACGAUCUUAUCACUGACAUUGUCUCUUCGAGCGAUGAAGAAGUCACUUUUGAAGGCUACUCAACACACUUUGGAACCGCUGAAGCUGCACGAUGGUUCCUUAAUCACGAAUUGCAAACUAUAAGAAGAUGCUUAGCGAAAUACGAGGGAUACAAGCUAAGGCUUGUUGGUCAUUCUCUCGGCGGUGCUAUAGCCUCGUUAAUGGCGAUAAUGCUCAGGAAAAUGCCAAGGGAGGAAUUGGGAUUCGAUGCUGAAAGUAUUUCAGCCGUGGGGUAUGCGACACCUCCUUGUGUUUCCAAAGAGCUUGCAGAGAAUUGCUCUGAUUUUGUAACAACUAUUGUAAUGCAGGACGACAUUAUACCUAGACUCAGUGCAGCUUCUCUAGCGAGAUUAAGGAAUGAAAUCCUUCAGACUGAUUGGACAAGUGUAAUUGAGAAGGAAGAAUGGAAGAACGUAAUGGAUUUGGUAACAAACGCGAAACAAGUUGUCACCUCUGUGCAAGACGUAGCUCGAAAAGUUUCUGAUUAUGCAAACUUCGGAAACAAAAAAGAAGUUCCUGAAAUCUCGCCAUCCAAGAACAACCAGUCUGAGACUUUAAUCGCUGAAUCUACCACUAAAGAUGUUGUUAAAUUGCCAGAAGAGUUAUAUGUACCGGGCGCAGUUUACUAUCUGAUGAGGAACCUAAGAGGAAACCCGAAAAGUGCAGCAGGAAAACAAGUAGAAUACUAUAGUCUAUGGAAGAGAGAUCCAGGACAACAUUUUCAGAGGAUACUUCUCUCAGGUAAUUUCAUUACAGACCAUAAAUGUGAUAGCCAUUACUACGCUCUGCGAGAUGUGCUCAAAGGAUUUCCCAGUUUCAUCGACGAAAGCAUCUUUAAGAAGAGAUGCAAGUGAAACAGAAUCUUAUGUUAUCUCUGGAUAGGAAGUAAUGUUCUAGUUUGUCUGCAAACACAACAUUUUAAGAAUAAAGGAUCAUUUUAUCA
Messenger RNA from Arabidopsis arenosa, 1889 nucleotides. Lineage: Eukaryota; Viridiplantae; Streptophyta; Magnoliopsida; Brassicales; Brassicaceae. The record is from the annotation of a GenBank genome assembly.